CGCAGCAUCGAGAGAGGGUUAAGAUUCUUCUCUGCAAUUGAGGAAGAAGAAGAAGAAGAAGAAAAGGGGGAAAAUGGGGUACGUGCUGAGAGUUCGAUUGGCGUCGUUCUUCAUCGGUGCUGCUACGGCGUCGUUCGCCGGUCUCUACAUCCUGCACCGGGAUUACAAGCUCGCUCACCAAUCCUUCACUCAACAGAUGAAUGGUCUCUACGAAUCACUAGACAGUCGAAUUUCUUCCUUGGAAAAACUGAAGCAACCUGAAACUUCACAACAAGUGGAAGCAACAGAAUAAUUGUACGGACUGAAUCAUCCAUUGUAGUUAAUUGUUGUGGAAAAAAAACUGAUUGGAUGUAUUCGCUUUGACAAGUGACUUUACACUGUUUACUCUCUCCUCUGGAAUAAGUUCAAUUUCCCUCAUUUUAUGGCACCUCACAUGGCUGAACUUUCAUACCUGAAGAGAUCAGUUCUGUAUUCAGAUGCAAUUUGGAUUAUUCUUUUGGCCUAGAGUAUUUAGCUUUUAUCACUUUAAUGUGAUGAUUAAUGAACAUUUGCGAGAAGUUGUGUUUUCUUUUUCCACUAUUGGAAGUUUUGUUUUCUA
Lotus japonicus is the source of this 598-nucleotide messenger RNA. RefSeq lists its product as uncharacterized. Bases 74 to 292 code for a protein of 72 amino acids. Lineage: Eukaryota; Viridiplantae; Streptophyta; Magnoliopsida; Fabales; Fabaceae. The record is from RefSeq and is a predicted model, not a curated record. The transcript has 2 exons.